GUUUCGACGUUUGAUUCCAAGAGACGGACUUCUAAGCCUCGAUCGCCGGGCUUGGGCAGCGGGCUUCCAGUGUCUUCCGAUCGACCGGGCGAUGAGAUACCCGCCGCGCUUUUCGCGAGGGCUUCCGGAUGGUGGGGAGUUCGUGGUGGCCAACUUGAAUGAGGGCGAG
Molecule: messenger RNA, 169 nt
Organism: Durusdinium trenchii
Lineage: Eukaryota; Dinophyceae; Suessiales; Symbiodiniaceae
Source: the annotation of a GenBank genome assembly